AAAUUCCAUAUUUGCAUUCUGCCCCUCGUAUUCCUCUCUUUCUCAAGAAGCGUGUCUACUAGAAUAUUUCCAUACUCAGACUUGAAGGCUGAAGCUUGCAAAAUGGAAGGAAUGUGAAGUGAAGCCCACGACACAAAACCCAUAGCUCUCAUAAAUUAAGGCUAACCCACCGGUUUUCGUCAUUCAAUUGGCCCAGACAGUGCAGUUUCUGGAGAAAAAACCUGAAUAUGAAAUUUAGGGCUCCGCAGAGGAUUUUCAUACUGCCUUCAACCAGUCAACUGAAUUGUGUUCGCAACCAUGGUCGAAGCUUCACUUCCGUUUUCAGGAGGAUUCAAACUUCCGUACAAGCUGGAGCUUCUGUUGGCGGUGGAAAUGGCAGUUCUCAAGGUGACUCUUAUUUGGUGCCUGGUGCGACGGUUGCAACUUUACUGAUGCUCGGUGCACUUCAUGCUCGUCGGCUCUAUGAUGACAAGAAGGUUGAAGAGGCACGUGAGAGAGGCAUAGAGCCUGAAUUCAAGUCGGAUAUUAAAGCAACUUUUUUGAGAUUGAUACCUUUGCGUUUAGUUUCAAGAUGUUGGGGUCACUUGACUAAUGUGGAACUUCCUGUCUGGCUGCGUCCAUAUGUUCAUAGGGCAUGGGCUCGAGCAUUUCAUUCAAAUUUAGAAGAAGUAGCUCUUCCUCUGGAUGAAUAUGCUUCAUUACGUGAGUUCUUCGUACGUUCCUUAAAGGAGGGUUGCAGGCCUAUUGACCCUGAUUUACAAUGCCUGGUUAGUCCGGUGGAUGGUACAGUUUUAAGAUUUGGUGAACUGAAAGGAGCAGGGGCAAUGAUUGAGCAAGUUAAAGGAUUUUCAUAUUCUGUCGUUGCUCUUCUUGGUGCUGGCUCUUUACUUCCCAUGAUGGCGGGAGGGGAUACCGAUGAAGAGGGCAGUGGACAAGAAAAUAGUUCUGCUGAUAGUAGGAAAAAGUCGUGGUGGAAAAUUUCUCUGGCUUACCCUAAAGUUUUGGACCCAGUCUCUACAUGCCCAGUGAAAGGUCUUUUCUACUGUGUAAUAUACUUGAAGCCUGGAGAUUAUCAUCGAAUACACUCACCAGUUGAUUGGCAGGUUCUAGUUCGGCGCCAUUUUUCAGGUCACCUAUUUCCUAUGAAUGAGCGCGCUGUUAGAACAAUAAGGAACUUAUAUGUUGAGAAUGAAAGGGUUGUGCUUGAAGGUCUAUGGAAGGAAGGAUAUAUGGCAAUUGCAGCUAUUGGGGCGACAAAUAUUGGAUCUAUCAAGCUUUUCAUUGAGCCAGAGCUACGGACAAACAAACCAAAGAGAGGAAAGUCACUCCAUUCAGAGCCUCCUGAGGAAAGGGUAUAUGAACCUGAAGGUGUGGGGAUAACGCUGAAGAAGGGGGAUGAGGUGGCUGCUUUCAACAUGGGAUCAACAGUGGUACUGGUCUUCCAGGCACCUGUUUCUAAUUUACACAAAAAUGGGGACUCCAAAUCAGAAUUCAGGUUUUCUAUAAAACGUGGAGACAGAAUACGUGCUGGAGAAGCACUGGGAAGGUGGGCAUAAUUCCUACGAGACUCGGCUUACUCGAGGACUUCUUUGCCUAUUUCCUCUAAUUAUACAGUACUCAAUUCAAUUCUUAAUGAAAACAAUAUCACCGUGAGUCAGCUUCAAUUGAUUCUUCUAUUCCAACCUUUCUGUCGCGUAUUUUUCAUUCGAACAGUGAUCAGUUUCAAGAACUAUACAAACAGAUUUCAGUAAUUAUGUAAUAGAUUAGUUUUCUUUCCA
Molecule: messenger RNA, 1778 nt
Organism: Cucurbita moschata (crookneck pumpkin)
Lineage: Eukaryota; Viridiplantae; Streptophyta; Magnoliopsida; Cucurbitales; Cucurbitaceae
Product: phosphatidylserine decarboxylase proenzyme 1, mitochondrial
Exons: 12
Coding region: 228-1556 (442 amino acids)
Biological process (GO): phosphatidylethanolamine biosynthetic process
Cellular component (GO): mitochondrion
Molecular function (GO): phosphatidylserine decarboxylase activity
Source: RefSeq, a predicted model, not a curated record